AUGGAUGUACCAGAGGGGAAUGGAAACCCUUUGGGCAAUGGACUCGGUCGAGCUAGGCAAACUCGACCGAUUGGUCAAGGAGAUGCUCCAAACCGCCACCAACAGAGACAAGGGAUUGUUCCACCACCAGUGCAGAACCACAACUUUGAGAUCAAGCUGGGAAUGAUCAACCUUGUCCAGAACAAGAUGUUCCAUGGAUUGCCAAGUGAAGACCCCAUUGACCACCUUGAUGAGUUUGAUAGGCUUUGUGAUUUGACAAAGAUCAAUGGUGUCUCUGAAGAUGCCAUCAAGCUGAGACUCUUUCCUAUGUCUCUAGCUGACAAAGCUCACCAAUGGGAGAAGAGCUUGCCCCAUGGCACAAUCACCACUUGGGAUGAAUGCAAGAAGGCCUUUCUUGCUAAGUUUUUCUCCACCGGUCGCACAGCCAAGCUUAGAGGAGAGAUAUCCAGCUUCAUCCAGCGAAACAAUGAGACAUUCGCAGAGGCUUGGGAGAGGUUCAAAGGCUACACAAGUCAGUGCCCACACCAUGGAUUCAACAAUGAAUCACUACUCUCUACUCUUUAUAGAGGAUGCUUGCCUAGGUAUAGGGAGAUGCUAGACACAGCUAGCAAUGGGAACUUCCUCAACCAGGAUGUAGAUGAUGGCUGGCAACUUGUGGAGAACAUAGCUAACUCAAAUGGAAGCUAUGGAGAAGAGUAUGAUCGCACCAACCGGAGCUCGACCCACCACUCGAUCGAGUCAGACGAAAAGUUGAGAAAAGAUGUUAAGGCAUUGAAUGAGAAGUUGGAUAAGCUGAUCCUAGCUCAGUCCACAAUGAAGAAAGUCAACUUUGUGUCUGCUGAGGAGAUGGAACCAGUCCAAGAAGGGGAGGAUACACAAUUUGCUGAGGUGUGCUACAUGAGCAAUGGGCAAGGAGGUUACAACAAAGGAUACUAUAAUUACAAGUCCAACCCUGCCAUGUCAUACCGCAACACUGAUGUUGCUAACCCUCAGGACCAAGUCUAUCCUCAACAACAAGCAGCUCGAUCGAGUCAAGGUGCCACAACAUGGAUCGAGAACCUCAACACAAGGGUUUACUCUCUGGAGAAUCAUGCUUCUUCUGUUGCUGCUGCUACAAAGCAAGGACAACUACCUGGUAAAGCUAUUCAGAACCCCAAGGAACAGUGCAAGGUCAUCUUCACUCAAGAAGGACUUGUUGAAGAAGAGGAUCAAGAAAGGGUCAUUGAAGAUUUUUGUUUACUGCUGAAUGAUGAAGAGAUUGUUGCUGCUGAGGCUCCUGGAGUCCAGAUUGAUCAACCAGAAGUGCAGCACCUACUGUGGCCAUUCACACUUCACCAGUUGAGCUCGCACAACAAGCUCGAUCGGCAGCUCGAUCGAGUCCAACUCUAG
Molecule: messenger RNA, 1389 nt
Organism: Microthlaspi erraticum
Lineage: Eukaryota; Viridiplantae; Streptophyta; Magnoliopsida; Brassicales; Brassicaceae
Source: the annotation of a GenBank genome assembly